AUGUCUCCACCAAUUGUCCGCCAUCUGCUGCGGACAACGCCCUCAGUUGCUCCCAUACUCAACAGAGCAGUUUUGUCUGUCAGUGGCUCGCAAGCGACACAAUUUCUCAAUGGCCUUCUGUCUUCCUCAGUUCAAGAUCCACCUAGAAGCCAAUAUACAUCGUUCUUGCACGCACAGGGCCGAAUCAUGUACGACCUAUUUCUGUACUCUACAUCCAACGGGUAUCUCCUGGAGUUUGACUCGAGAAAUUCCGAGGCUCCUCCACUGCUAUCCUACUUGAAACGACAUGUCCUACGCUCAAAGGUGAAGAUCAGAAAUGUAACUGAGGAAUAUGACGUUUGGGCAGCAUGGGGCUCAUUAAAAGAUCAUGAAUGGGAGUCAGAAAGACAGUGGAAUUGGGCACGGAGCGGUGCGGUUGAACCCGUAUGGGAUUCAUCGCACGAAUGGCCUUGGGGAACACACGAAUGCGUAAUAAACGACAGAAGAGCUGUUAAUAUGGGCCGCCGAAUGCUUGUAAGGAAGGGAGAACCUCCACAGGACUCGGCCACACACGACACCGUUCCUUCAGAUGAAUACACCCUUCACAGAAUUCUCCAUGGUGUUCCAGAAGGGGUCGUAGAUAUCCCGCCUAUGCAUGCGUUUCCAAUGGAUUGUAAUCUCGAUGUCAUGGGUGGAUUGGACUUCCGCAAAGGCUGUUAUGUCGGCCAAGAACUUACAGUGCGCACCUACCAUACGGGCGUCAUUCGAAAACGCAUAGUCCCUGUUGCAAUUCACAACAACCAAGUCUUGAGGGAGAACCCUUUACCUGAUGAUCUUGAAAUAAAGCCAGUCGUGGUCAAUACAGAGAGGCAAGGUCCGCGUCCCAGAGGAUCGGGGAAACUUCUCAGCGUCCAUAAGGGUGUUGGCCUGGCAUUGAUGCGACUAGAACAUCUCUCAGGCGUUGAAAGAGGAGACCUCAAGUUGGAGAUAGAAAGUUUGGAUCAAGCUAAUUCAGCCAAGUGGGAGGUUUCGCCGUGGUGGCCAAAUUGGUGGCCUUCAAGUCGUCCUGAGAUGGAACAGUAG
This is a messenger RNA of Psilocybe cubensis, 1062 nucleotides long. RefSeq lists its product as uncharacterized. NCBI's taxonomy places the organism in Eukaryota, Fungi, Basidiomycota, Agaricomycetes, Agaricales, Agrocybaceae. Gene Ontology annotation, molecular function: protein binding. Bases 1 to 1062 code for a protein of 353 amino acids. The transcript is spliced from 5 exons. Gene Ontology annotation, cellular component: mitochondrial matrix. The record is from RefSeq and is a predicted model, not a curated record.